Molecule: messenger RNA, 4715 nt
Organism: Hemiscyllium ocellatum (epaulette shark)
Lineage: Eukaryota; Metazoa; Chordata; Chondrichthyes; Orectolobiformes; Hemiscylliidae
Gene: man1a1
Product: mannosidase, alpha, class 1A, member 1
Exons: 12
Coding region: 303-2180 (625 amino acids)
Biological process (GO): N-glycan processing; carbohydrate metabolic process
Cellular component (GO): endoplasmic reticulum; extracellular exosome; Golgi membrane
Molecular function (GO): calcium ion binding; mannosyl-oligosaccharide 1,2-alpha-mannosidase activity
Source: RefSeq, a predicted model, not a curated record
GGGCGGGCUUCCGCUCGCGCUCCGGGCUCGGCGUGGGUUUGGUCUAAGCUGCAGUUUUGUGCAGCUCCUGGUUCUUGUGCAGACGUGUUAUCCGAUUGACAGGUGAUGCAUUGUAAUAGUCCUUUCUUCAGCUCAGCUUUCGGUAACACAACAGCACUUCCUCACGUCCGAGACGACAAGCUUCCACAUGGCAAUUUCCAGCUACUGACAAAAGUCUCAGACAUUGGGAAGUGUUGAGUAGUUUCUCUAUUUACUGGUUUACAUCAAACAGUAACAACAACAAAAAAACCCAAGAAUCAGAAAUGCCAGCAACAACUCUUCUGCCCUUUACUACUCCUGGUACAAGUCGGAAGUCGGUGAACAACAGCUCGGCAUUAAUCAACCGGCCCGCUUUUCGACUGACUGAGAAAUUCCUGCUGCUCUUAGUUUUCAGUGGCUUCAUCACUCUGUGUUUCGGUGCUAUCUUCUUUUUACCGGAUUCCUCCAAACUGCUCAGCGGGGUGUUUUUCCACACCCAGCCGGCUUCGGUUUCAGGAAGCGGACCGAAACUGGACAGCAGAGAGUUCGAGGCUGACAAGUUGAACAGGAUUCGUGAGGACCACGAGAAGGCGCUUCGUGAAGCAAAGGAUACCCUCCAGAAACUGCCCGAGGAAAUUAAACGGGACAUCAAAGAGCAGAAGGAAAAAGUUGCACAGGGUUCCGUGAAUAAGGGGGAUAAAACCCCGCGACUGCCUAAUGUCGUCUUCCGUAAACCUGUGGGUGCAACAGGGCAUGAACCUAACGACCCUGAAAUACGCGAAAAACAAGCGAAGAUAAAAGAGAUGAUGAAACAUGCUUGGGAAAACUAUAAACGUCAUGCAUGGGGAUCAAAUGAACUGAAACCUUUAUCCAAACAACGUCAUUCGAGUAGUCUAUUUGGUAAUAUUCGAGGAGCGACAAUAGUGGAUGCCUUAGACACACUGUAUAUUAUGGGUAUGCAUGACGAAUUUAAAGAAGCAAAGGAAUGGAUUGAAAAGAAUCUUGACUUCAAUGUGCACGCAGAGGUUUCAGUUUUUGAAGUGAAUAUUCGAUUUGUUGGAGGGCUCCUCUCUGCGUAUUACCUUUCUGGUGAAGAGGUUUUCAGAACUAAAGCAGUGGAACUAGGGGAGAAACUGCUGCCUGCCUUUAACACACCCACUGGGAUCCCUUGGGCCUUGUUGAACAUGAAAAGUGGAAUUGGUCGAAACUGGCCUUGGGCUUCUGGAGGUAGCAGUAUCUUGGCUGAAUUUGGCACCUUGCAUCUCGAAUUCAUACAUUUAAGUCAACUGUCUGGAAAUCCAGUGUUUGCAGAAAAGAUGAUGAACAUUCGGAAAGUUUUGAAUCAUUUGGAUAAACCACAAGGACUGUAUCCAAAUUACUUGAACCCCAACAGUGGUCAGUGGGGUCAACAUCACGUAUCAGUUGGAGGGCUUGGAGACAGCUUUUAUGAAUAUUUGCUCAAGGCAUGGCUGAUGUCAGACAAGACUGAUGAAGAAGCCCGGAAAAUGUAUUAUGAUGCAGUUCAGGCAAUUGAAACGCAUUUGAUUAGAAAAUCCAAUGGAGGCCUUAAAUAUAUUGCUGAAUGGAAAGGUGGAUUACUGGAGCACAAAAUGGGCCAUCUGACGUGUUUUGCAGGAGGAAUGUUUGCACUAGGUGCAGAUGGUGCACCUGAAGAAAUUCGCAGCCAUCACAUGGAACUAGCUGCUGAGAUUGCACGGACUUGCCACGAGUCUUAUGACCGUUCAGCCACUAAAUUAGGUCCUGAAGCAUUCAGAUUUGAUGGAGGUGUUGAAGCUAUUGCAACAAGACAAAAUGAGAAAUAUUACAUCCUGCGACCUGAAGUCCUUGAGACACACAUGUACAUGUGGAGGCUAACCCAUGAUCCCAAGUACAGGCAGUGGGGUUGGGAAGCUGUACAGGCAUUGGAGAAAACUUGCAGAGUAGCCGCUGGAUAUUCUGGGAUUCGAGAUGUUUAUUCCAGCCAACCAACUCAUGAUGAUGUGCAGCAGAGUUUCUUUCUGGCAGAAACUCUAAAGUAUCUUUAUUUGAUGUUCUCUGACGAUGACCUCCUUCCACUGGAACACUGGAUCUUCAAUAGUGAAGCUCAUCCAUUGCCAAUUAUUCGCAAAGAUAGCCAAGCUGUUGAGAAUAAAACAGAGUAGCGCAAAUGUUUUGGACCUUGGGAUAGUGUACAUCUAAUUAUUCAUUAUUUUAAUUCAAAUGUGCGUGCUAUAGAAGAAGGCAAAAUAAAUUGUAAUAUGCAACAUGCAUGCUGCCAUAAAAUUAAUAUGAGGCUGCAGGAAAUGGACUGCAACAAUCUUAACCACCUCUGUGAGGAGAUGUUUGCUUUGAGCUGCGAUUUUUGCCAUGUUGCAAAAAAGCCAUAAUUAAUUGAAUAUCCAGAGAUUUAUUUACAAGAAACAUUUUCUUUUCCUUGAGUUUAUUCUUAAGCCACAUUAUAUAUAAUAUAUAUAUAUAUAUAUAUAUAUAUAUAUGAAAAGAGACUUUCUUUGUGAGGUCACUUCUGUUUCUUUUUCAUUCAAUGCUAUGAAUUGAGAACUUAGCAUUACUGCUCUAGUACAUUCUUUCUAUUUUAUAUGGCGCUGAUGAAUAUCAUUGCGCUAGGUAGAUAGAACAUUAUCUUUUUUGAUUUGUAAUAAUUUCUUUGAGAUCUGAAGAUAAGGAAAUCAAAUAUGCUGUAAGAAAUGAUAGUAAUGUAUUGAAAUUCCAAAUUGAAGGCGUGGAAUAGAUCCAAAAGACAAAUAUUGCACUUGACAUAGAUCUUCUGAAAUGAGUCAGGUAUUCAAUAUGUGAAUCAAUUUCAACUCUUCUGUAUUUUAUGAUUUAUUUUCUACACUUGAUAUUUUUGUGUAUUUCUUCUGCAAAUUAAAACAUUCCCUUUAUACAUAGGUCUCUAAUGUUGUAAAUUGUUUGUGUCUACUUCAACAAAAAUAAAACAAUAUUUUUAUGUACGUUUUCUAAAAUGAUGAAUAUAAAAUGUGCGGGGAUAGAUGCAUUAUCUAAAGAAUUGGUAUUUUAAUUAUUGUACAAUUUUCAGCCAUUGUGGCAGAAUGUUUAAAAUGUUUACUUUUUUUUUCUUCUGACAUUUGCUGUGCAGAUAAAAUCCCGCCAAUGAAAAUAUGGCUGGUUGACAGGGAUUUAAGAUCAUUAAUCAUCUUGAGUCUGACUCAAAACACAGUUGAAAUUCUUUGGCAGUUGCUGUUGGCAUUCUGUGUGUGAUUUGAGAAUGUCUGAUAUCAGUUUAUACAUACUCUGUGAUCACAAUUCUCGAAGAUGGUUUGUACAUUCCUUACUGGACACAUUCUAUAAAAAAUAAAAUUGAUGAAGAAAUAUUUUAUUGUGGUUUUAUAUUGUUACAGGAUAAACUUGUAAGCAAAUGCAGUUAAAACUCUGAAGAGAGAAAUAUUAGGGGAGUUAGAUAUUGCUAUAUAGUAUAUAUAAUUAUAAAUAUGAUACAUGCAUAAUUGUAAGUAACAACUGGGUUUAUACAAAGCUUUUAAUGUAGAAAAGAAUUCUUGGGUGCUGCCUAGUGAUUUACGAUAGAAAAAAUGGAUUCCAGAUCAAAGGUUAUAUUAAAGAAAAAUGUACAAAAACUUGGUGAAAGAAGUGGAUUUUAAGGAGUGUAGUCAAGAAAGAAAAAUAUUGGGGUUGAUUUAGCUCAGUUGGCUGGAUGGCUGCUUUUCAAUGCAGAGUAAUACGAACAACACAUGUUCAUGAAGGUCCCAACUUCUCAACCUCUUAGAAGAUGGUGACUUUCUAGCUUAUUGUAUUUUCAGAGGCUGGGUUUGUCAGCCUAUUCAAGGCUGAGGUCAACAUAUUUUUAAUCAGUCAGAGAAUCGAGGGUUGUGGGUAAUAGACAGGAUUUUGGAGUUGAGAAUUAUCAGAUCAUCUAUAAUUUUAUGAAAUGACAGAGCAGACUGGAUGUAUUGAAUGACCUACCUUUACCUUAUGGUCUUAUGUAGUGAAUAACAUUGUUGGACUUCAUUAAUACUGGUAUAGAGGAAAAAGCCGGGAGGUUACUCUGAAUUUGUAAAGAACACUAGUUUAACCUCAACUGGGAUAUGAUUGUAGUUCUUUGUGACAUUUUAAGGAGGUGUACACAUUGGAGCAAGUGCAGAAAAGGUUCAUCAGAACUUUUCCCAGGGAUGGUAAUGUAGAUAGAAUGAAAUAGUUGAGACUGUUUUCUUGGAGAGGAGGAUAGGCAAUCUAAUGAAAGUUUUCAAAAUCAUAAGGGGCAAGUUUGAGAUCCCAAACUUACUGCUCAUGUUUGUAAAACUAUUGAGAACUAGAGGACACAAAUUGAAAGUGUUUUGCAAAUGAGGCAAAUGCCAGCUGGAGAAGAAUUCUUUCACACAGCAAGAAGUUGUAGAAUGUACUCUGGAAAUGUGAGGGAGGCAGGUUCAAGAGGGCGGGUCGGUGUGGACUUGUUGGGCCGAAGGGCCUGUUUCCACACUGUAAGUAAUCUAAUCUAAAAAAGAUGGGUAUUUAAACAGAAACAAUGUGCAGGGUUAUGGGGGAAAGGCAGGAGGUUGGUAUUAAUCCACAAUGGUUAGAACAAGUGAGCUGAAUGGCCUCUUCUGUAUUUCUGUAAUUGUCUAAUUCAUUGUUAGAAUAUAAGUUGUGUUUAUGUUUUUUUCUAACUUUAUAUAAUAAAAAUUUUAUUGGUUUGUUCAAAA